This is a messenger RNA of Gloeophyllum trabeum ATCC 11539, 813 nucleotides long. Its product is annotated as mitochondrial import translocase, subunit Tom22. Lineage: Eukaryota; Fungi; Basidiomycota; Agaricomycetes; Gloeophyllales; Gloeophyllaceae. The record is from RefSeq and is a predicted model, not a curated record. The coding region runs from base 59 to 523 and encodes 154 amino acids. Gene Ontology annotation, biological process: intracellular protein transport. Gene Ontology annotation, cellular component: mitochondrial outer membrane. The transcript has 2 exons.
CGGAACCAAAGUUUUGCUCUCCAUCGUCCACGACGAGCAGCACAUCCCGCCCGCAGUCAUGGUCAAAGUCGAGAUCGUCGAGGACAAGGACCAGCGCUCCGCUGGCUCGUCGCCUUACUCUUCCCCUUCCUCAUCUCGCACUUCGUCGUCGGCGUCGCUCUCUUCUGUGUCAUCUGAAUUAGACGCAGAAGAAACCUUUUUCGAGCGUGUCAGUGCGCUGGUCGACAUCAUCCCUCCAACUACCCGACACGCCAUUUCCACCAAGGUAUCCAACACCGCGUCUUUCCUCAAGCGCGGCGGGAAGCUCGCGGGGAACUUGGUGUGGAUCAUCACCACGUCUGCGCUGUUAGUUGGCCUGCCGCUUGCGAUGAGUCUGGAGGAUGAGGCGAAGAUUGUGGCCGAGGAAAAAGAAAUGCUUGCCCGCCAGCAGGGCGCGCAGCAGAUGAUUUCGGGAGUACCUGGCGUCCCUGGAUCAAGUCCAGAUAUGAGCCAGCCAAAAUCUCUCGUGCCGCCCGGGUUUUAACGAUCAUCCGAUAUGAUUGGACGUUGUAUAUGAUAUGUUUUCCAUGCUCUGCGUGCACGUAAUGCGUAAUCCCACCUUUCAUCUCCCACAUCGGUUCCGAGAAGCGUCUGCCCACGGCGGAACCCAGGCACGUUGCUGCUGGCAGUGCAGUGCAUAUUUGUAGUCCUCUCUUUGUGAUUCAUCGCUGCGGCACCAUUGGACCACAAGGACGACCACCGUGACUCAUCUUCGGCCCGUGUAUCUUUUUGGGAGGUGGUACCAGGUAUACGUUAAUAGUUGCGGUCUGUACU